AGACAGAAAUUGAUGAUGAUGAAUCUGGUGAUCGUCUUAAUAUCAUUAACCCUGUUCCAAAGUUGCUUGGCAGGGGGGAUCUUCGAUUUUACAACAACUGGACUCGACGGAAGUGAAUAUGAGGAAUUCCGCCAAUCGGACAACUCGUUUGUGGUCUUGAAAAACAACGCAGAGCCAACAAGAGUAAUCGAGGACGCCAACAAGGGAGUCUGGAUUCUGUUUUUCUAUAACAAUCAAGACUCGUGUUUCGUUCUGAAAAUGACAGAGGAGCAAAGAAUGGAAGUCAACAGGACAAAUGGAAAGAAAAUAUUCUCUAGUGAAAUGCUCGAAAACUUUGACGUCCAACCAGCUGACCCCGUUGACCCCGAAAUUCAAGGUCAGUGCGGUGCCGACCGGAAGGUCAUGAAUCUCAUCCCAACAGAGGACGAAGAUUCGAUGGACGAAGAAGGUGACCCCAUUGUGAAGAGAGCGUGCCGCCGAAGGAUCCGGUGCACCAUCAAGCUGUACCGCAUUUGUUGCAGAAGCCGAACGAGGUCAUGCCGCUUUGGAAGGAUACUCAUCAAACCAAGAAAAUGUAUCCUGUUCCGAAUCAUCCACUGCAAACCCGUUUGCAUUUAACUAAGAAAUGAAUAAGCGCUGGUAACACCCAUUUUAAAGAGACAGACCAUAGUGUAUCUUAUUCCGAAUCAUCCACCGCAAACCCCUUUGUAUUUAGCUAAGAAAUAAAGAAGUGCACUCAGUUUAAAGUGAUAGACUCUAUUUUUCAAACACAACAGUGUUGUAUGGCGUUGUUAUAGCGUCAACAAGUCUCAGUCUUGAGUUUAAAGUCUUUGUAUUUUGUUUCCCCGUUCAGAUCGCCACUCACGUGCCUUCCUUUCACGUCCGAUUUAAUUGUUGUCAAGGGAUACUUUUAUUAUAGGGUUUUCUGGUUUCUCUCCUUCUGUUCUGGACCCAGUCACUGGCUAAGUCAGAUAUUGUGCCCGGGAGAGACGUGCUUGAACCUUAAUUCGAUAUAGGCACGUUACUGAGUUAUCCAAUCCAAUCUGGUUUUCCCAUAUCAUAAGGAGGUACGCAAGGUGUGAAUUCGAACUUUACUUUUUAAUAUUAAUUUUUAAUUCGUAUAAAGUCAACGUAACCUUUUGCACAUCCUGUCCAUCGAUUUUGUUUUAAUAAACUGUCAGACUUAUAUUUUAUAUGACAAGUAAAUAAUAAUAAUAAAGGUGUUUUACAGCGA
Messenger RNA from Gigantopelta aegis, 1234 nucleotides. RefSeq lists its product as uncharacterized. The transcript has 6 exons. Lineage: Eukaryota; Metazoa; Mollusca; Gastropoda; Neomphalida; Peltospiridae. The record is from RefSeq and is a predicted model, not a curated record. Bases 13 to 618 code for a protein of 201 amino acids.